AUGGCUACUGCAUCACAUGAUCUGUCUGAAACGUCCGCCACACAAGCUGAGCGAAAUGCCCACGAAGAUGAGCCGUGGUACCACGGUCUGUUACCUCGAGAAGAUACCAAUAGGCUUCUGACUAACAAUGGUGACUAUCUAGUGCGCUUAACGGAACCAGAACCAGGAAUGGGCAUGAGGACAGUGCUAUCCGCCCGAUGGAAGGAUAAAGUACAACACUUUGUAAUCAACGAAAAAGAUGGAAAAUAUUUUAUCGAUAAGGAAAAAUUCCGAACAAUCUUAGAAUUAAUUACAUUUUAUGCUACUGAACAGAAAUCAGUAACGGAGCAAACAGAGGCUAUUCUCAUAACACCAAUACCAAAACAAGAAUGGGAAUUCAAGCAUGAUUGGAUCAAAUUGGGAAGGAAAUUAGGAGAGGGAGCCUUCGGCGGUGUCUAUGCUGGUGUUUUGACAUUAGGAAAGAAAAGAUAUGAUGUUGCUGUUAAAGUCAGUAAAGCAAGUGAGGUUACAAAGAAGAUUAUAGCUGAAAUCUGUAAAGAAGCACGAAUUAUGCGGAGAUAUCGACAUCCGAACGUCGUGAGAUUCUAUGGAGUAGCUGUUGAGCACGAGCCAGUGAUGCUAAUCAUGGAGAUGGUGAAUGGUGGUGCUCUUGAUGUUCAUUUAAGAAAACAAGCAUCAAGUAUAACUCUGAAAGACAGGCUGCGAUAUGCAUAUGGCGCCUCCAAAGGUUUAGAAUAUCUCCACACAAACGAUUGUCUGCAUAGGGAUGUUGCUGCAAGGAAUUGUCUGAUCGAUGACGACGAAGUAAAACUAAGCGACUUUGGUUUAUCAAGGGAGCUUUCGAACCGCGCCAAGAAGUACACUUUAAGGGAUCUAAAACAAAAACUUCCAAUUCGUUGGCUUGCACCGGAAGUAAUUAGCUCUGGCACAUACUCCAAGAAAAGCGAUGUAUAUUCAUUUGGAGUUUUGUUAUGGGAGAUCUACAAAGAUGGUGAACUGCCCUAUGCGGAUAUGUCAGCACAAGAAGUGUCAGCAAACGUAGCGUCUGGUUAUCGAUUAGCUCCUCCUCCUAAAAUGCCUAAAUCCAUACGAUUGAUUAUGGUUAAUCAGUGCUUUCCAGCGAAUCCCGACGAAAGGAGCAAGAUGUACCAGAUUCGAAUAUCUCUAGAAGAAGCAAUGCAACCAUCUUCAGAACGAUAGUGUCUGAAGUCAAAUUAAGCAGCAACUUACUGACAAAACUUUGCUAAUUACAAGCCAACAUUAUUUAUUACUUGUAAAUGAUCUACGAAAAAUCUUUCAUUGAGAUAGGUGUUAUUCAGUCUCAAUAAACAUUAAG
Molecule: messenger RNA, 1336 nt
Organism: Cylicocyclus nassatus
Lineage: Eukaryota; Metazoa; Nematoda; Chromadorea; Rhabditida; Strongylidae
Source: the annotation of a GenBank genome assembly